Macrosteles quadrilineatus (aster leafhopper) is the source of this 779-nucleotide messenger RNA. Its product is annotated as trypsin-like. Bases 57 to 779 code for a protein of 240 amino acids. The transcript has a single exon. Gene Ontology annotation, molecular function: serine-type endopeptidase activity. The record is from RefSeq and is a predicted model, not a curated record. Gene Ontology annotation, biological process: proteolysis. Lineage: Eukaryota; Metazoa; Arthropoda; Insecta; Hemiptera; Cicadellidae.
UCGUAUCUGAAAACAAUGUAAUAAAAAUUCCUUGUAAACAAAUCCUUCAUGUAAAUAUGUUUAAUACAACACUACACGAUGCAAUAUUUGUAGUAUUAAUAAUUUCCAUUCAAGAAUUACGUUUCCAGCCUGGUUACUACGUAGAGUCCACUUGUACUGGUACCUUGAUCAGAGAGGACACAGUUUUAACAGCAGCUCACUGUUUCCGCAACAAAUCCUUGUACGAACCUACUGAAGUUAGGAUCAAGCUUUUGACGGGUUCUGUGAGGAGAGUCAAUGAAGUGUUCGUCCACCCUAACUUCAGCGAUGGUUGCGACUUGGCAAUACUCACCCACACAUCCAUAGGACGACCAGAGUUCCCAAAACUACCAGCGAAACAUUUAACGACAAACCAGACUUGCUUCUCAGCAGGUUAUGGAGGUUCACAUGUCUUGAAACUCAUCCCUGUGGAUUUAUCAACAAGUUUUCUAGGUAGAGUUAAAACAUUUUUCACGGUUUUAUUCUCGGAUGGCUCCCCAUGUCGAGGGGAUUCGGGUGGACCAUUGAUUUGUGGGAAUGUAUUGUAUGGAGUUUUAUCUCAGGGUACAGUCACAUCAUGUAUGGACAGAACAGGAAUAGUCCUGUACGAAGACGUCUUCCAGGACCUACCUUGGAUUCAACAGUUCCUAGAUCGACCUGUGAUAUCCCACAGCUGGAAAAACAAGAAGUGGAUUGCGUAUUUUAUAUUUGGUCUGCUUUUGGUACUUUUUAUAGUAACAGCUUGUCUAGUCAUUGUAUGA